UAUUUUUAUUAUUAUUUUAAUCUCCUCCCUCCACGUCUUUUCCAAUCAAAUCCCCAACUACCCCACGAAACGACCACUUCGUCUCUCCCAAUCCCUCCUCUCUCUCUCUCUCUCAACCUCUCGGAGCUCGACCCGCCGCUCCACGCGCUCGGCUUCGAGAUCGACGAGGUGUCCCCCCACCGCCUCACGGGGCGAUUGAAGGUCACGGAGCGCUGUUGCCAGCCGUUCAAGGUGCUCCACGGGGGGAUCUCGGCGUUGAUAGCGGAGGGGCUCGCGAGCAUGGGGGCGCACAUGGCGUCGGGGUUCCGCCGCGUCGCCGGGAUCCAGCUCAGCAUCAACCACCACCGCAGCGCCCGCCUCGGCGAUCUCGUCUUCGCCCAGGCCGACCCCCUCCAUGUCGGACGAUCCACCCAGGUAUGGGAGGUGAGAUUGUGGAAGAUGGACCCUUCCACCAUGGAGAAGGGAGUUCUCAUAUCAUCCUCCAGGGUCACCCUUAUCUCCGAUCUUCCGGUGCCGGAGAACUCCAAAAAUGCAGGGGAUGCUCUUAAGAAAUAUGCCAAGUUAUGAAACACUUUUAAAAAACUGCUCUUGCUCUUGUUGUUGUAACAAUAUUGUGUAAUGUGAUGGAUUAUAGUGUACAAUUUUUCGUUACUUCUCGAAUAAAGUUCAAACCAAGCAAUGAGAAUGGCUUCUUCUUUUUUCUUUU
This is a messenger RNA of Ananas comosus (pineapple), 706 nucleotides long. RefSeq names its product 1,4-dihydroxy-2-naphthoyl-CoA thioesterase 1-like. The annotation marks the transcript as partial. Lineage: Eukaryota; Viridiplantae; Streptophyta; Magnoliopsida; Poales; Bromeliaceae. The transcript is spliced from 3 exons. Gene Ontology annotation, biological process: phylloquinone biosynthetic process. Gene Ontology annotation, molecular function: 1,4-dihydroxy-2-naphthoyl-CoA thioesterase activity. Gene Ontology annotation, cellular component: peroxisome. The record is from RefSeq and is a predicted model, not a curated record.